AUUUAACGACGAUUUGACCUUCAAGGGCUCAGUAACCUUUGUCAGUGGUCGGUCCCUUUGAAUAUUUGCCGAUUCCGUUUCAGUAUUUGUUACAUGAACUGAUGUGUUAUCGGUGAAUAGCCGUUUGAAAGAUAUUUCGUGUAAAUGGCUACUAGUCUGCUGAAAUCUCUAGUGGAUACAACAAACAGGGAUUAUCCUUCAACCUUAAAGUUUUGCAUGUGUUGUUCUGCCGCUUUUCUUUCAGAAACUAUCACCUACCCACUCGAUAUACUUAAAACUCGCAUUCAGGUUUAUGGAGAACUACAGAACUCAUCAUACCCUGGAGUUAUUAAAAUUUGUUCUUCUGUCAUAAGAAAUGAAGGUCUGUUUAAACUUUGGCAAGGAUUAUCUCCAGCACUCUUCAGACAUAUAAUUUAUACAGGAGCAAGGAUGCCAAUCUAUGAAAUUAUUCGCCAAGAUAUUUUCCAUUUACCUCCUGCAAGUCAUUUCACUGUAAAAUCAACUAAGAAUUCUUUCUCAGAUAAGUCACAUGUUAUGCCAAAACAGAAACUAUCUGCCAUGGAAAAAACGAACACUGAACUAAUUUAUGAGAAUAAUUCGAAAUUUGUUAUUCAAGCAGCUUUUACUGGGGUAAUAGCUGGAUCUUUUGCUCAGUUCUUAGCAAGUCCCAUUGAUCUAAUUAAGGUUCGGUUGCAAACAGAACGCAGAUGGAUGUCAGAACAACAUCUGAAUAAUUACAAACCUUCUAAGCCAACUGAAUUGCCUACUGGUCAUCAACGCUUAAGUUUUACACGUACAGCUAAACAAAUUAUUUCCGAGGGUGGAAUUAUUGGAUUGUGGCGUGGAGGAUUACCUAGUGUUCAACGUGCAGCUCUUGUGAAUAUGGGUGAACUUACCACUUACGACACAUCAAAGCGUUGGUUUGCCGUGCGUUUUCAAUUAGAAGAUGGUACGCUACUUCAUGUUUGUGCAUCGAUUACGUCUGGUUUUGUUGCGGCAGUACUUGGGACACCAGCUGAUAUGAUAAAAACACGAAUGAUGAAUCAACGUACAACAGCAUCGUCGUCAAUAAAUGGAAGCGGUCUAUUAUAUGCCGGAGUGAUUGAUUGUUUUCGUAAAACUGUUAAAAAUGAGGGAUUCUCUGCUUUGUACAAAGGUUUCUUUUUGAUAUGGGCUCGCAUGGCACCUUGGUCUUUAACAUUCUGGGUAACCUAUGAAAAAAUACGUUGUCUAGCUGGAGUUGAUGGCUUUUAAUUGUUAAUUAAUAGAAUUUUAAGCGAUAUAGUUUAUUUCAGAUUGUUCUCUCUGCUAUUGGUUCAUAAUGGUAUUAAGUAGUAUGAGUAGUAGUAUUAGUAGUAGUGGUAGAUUAAUGGGAGAUACCCUUAAAAGAAAAACAGUAUUGAACAAACAUUCUAUGUAAAAUUUAAUUCUAAAUUGUCUUUCAUUUGAAUUUGAACUUAGUUGUAAAGAAAAUUUCUAUUUUGAUUAUGAUUAUUAUCAUUCAUGUAAACUACCUAUUCAACUACUCGUUUUGCAAUAAAAUUAAUGUUUCUAUGUUAUU
Schistosoma bovis is the source of this 1561-nucleotide messenger RNA. The record is from the annotation of a GenBank genome assembly. Lineage: Eukaryota; Metazoa; Platyhelminthes; Trematoda; Strigeidida; Schistosomatidae.